AUGGAAGGACGUGGUAGAAAGUUGGUCAAUUUAGUAAUGGAUAGACACGAACCAUCAUCUAUUGACACAAUGACGUAUUUAAAUAAUGUCAAUAUUGUUGGUGUUGCUGAUCAGAGUGGGAAUGCCAAUAGAAAUGAACAAGUUGAGAGUAUUUAUUCUGACUUGCCAAGUUUGCGAAACUCUCCGUAUCACAAUGAAGAUAUUUCAAGCAUUUUUAAUAACGUCGCAGAGUAUGACACAAGUAAACACGAAUCAGAAACCUUCGAAUUCCAACUUUAUCCUCAUCUAGCUCUGAUUCUGAAGACUCGACUGCAACUCCAUUUACCAGCCAAUAAUAACUCGCAACCAGAAAUAUCUGAAUUAGUUUUACCAAAAUCCAUCGAAAAUAGUGCAAAUGUAGAUGGCAAAUAUUUAAAAUCAGACUGUGAAGAUUUUUCACCAGAUGACAGUGGUGAUGAAUAUCGGCCAGCAAAACGCACUCGCAAAAUGUCUUCAUCUAGUUCAAGCAGUUCCUCUUCAUCGUCAUCAAGCUCAUCAUCAAGCAGAACUUUACGCACUGUGAUCGAGGCUAAAACAAGUGAAGGCUUUCUAGGCAGUGCACCAAUGGACAGUCGUGGCAAGCAUGAUCAUCAUAUUAAAACUGAUCCAGAAGUCUUGGACUGA
Parnassius apollo (apollo) is the source of this 663-nucleotide messenger RNA. The record is from the annotation of a GenBank genome assembly. Lineage: Eukaryota; Metazoa; Arthropoda; Insecta; Lepidoptera; Papilionidae.